UAGGACAAUGGGUGACAAAUUACGUAGACCACGUGUUCCUAUAUGAAUCAAACGCCUGUGUGUCUGUGUAGUCUUCUUGUCGUAUGCUUACCGUGAUGGAAACCAUCACUUGAACCACUUCCUGCUGGUCUUUUCCUAAACUAUUCUUAGCAACAGCUUACUGACUGCAAUUAGAUAUCAAAGGGCAACAGCACGGAUCUGUCAUAGAGCUUACUGACAACAAGCGACAGACCGACUCUUGUCCAGUACUCUACAAAGUCCAGAGACAUGCUGUAUUCAGUGAUUCUAGCCUUCGUGGUAAUCCUACAGUGUAGUGCUUUACAUAAUAAGGAUCCAGACUUUCAACACACUUACCUCAAACUCAACUCUGUUUCCACGACGACUGGGGAUUCUGUCUUCUGUUUUGAGCACAAGUGCAAGUGUAGUAAUGAUGAAGCCGACUGUUCACAGAAUUACGGAGCGCUCAAGUUUGUUCCCCAACUCCCGAAUUACGUACGAUUUUUAAAUUUUACCUACAACAACCUUACAACCAUUGACAAGGCAGACUUCUUCUAUAAUCUUACCGACAUUAACUUUCUUGACCUCGGGGAUAACGGACUGUGCUACAUCCACCCGCAAGCGUUUCGUCCUCUGAAGCGACUGCGACAUUUGUAUCUACACUACAAUGACCACCUUGACUACCAGGCUCUACAGUCUGUUUUAUUUGUCCAGACCCUAGAGCGACUUGAUGUUACGCACGCAUCACUGGGACCUCUUCCCACCGAUCUCUUCUACAGAUUCCCCUUACCUCGACUAAAGUAUAUGUACUUGCAUGAGAAUCAUCUGGGAUUCUUGAAUUUUACAGCUUUGAAGCCGUUGGUGAGUCUCGAAAGCAUCGGUCUUUCUUCCAAUUCUAUUUCGGCCAUACAAUCCGAUUUCAUGUAUAGGCUUGAAAAUCUAAUUAUUCCUAAUAACGCCAUAGAACAGUUUCCUGUAACAUGUAGUCCUAAUGGGACUUCCUAUUUCCCGAGGUUGACUAACCUGUUUCUCAAAGACAACCUUAUCCACACUCUCGCGACACCGAUCUGCUUACCCAAACUGACAAUGCUGCAGCUCAGUGGAAAUCGCUUUGACUCUUUGUACACUGAUAUGUUCAAUAGCCAAACGUUUCCCAGUUUGGUGGAACUCUAUUUGAAGUCGAUGGCACAACAUAUAAACAAAAUAGACAAAAAUGCUUUCAAUAAUACUUCACUAGAGAGAAUAUCUUUAAUGUACAAUGGUAUAAAAUUCAGAGACGGAAGUGUUCAUGCUGACAGUUUUAUUGGUUGUCCCAGAAUAAGGAAUCUUGCACUGGACGAUAAUGACUUUAGCGAUGUGGACGACAAACGAUUCCUGCAGCUGUUUGGACACUUGACGAAGCUGGUUGGCUUGUUCAUGGGUAAUUCUUUUGUGCAACAAGUGACGCUCAACACGUUCUCUAAGUUUAGAAAUUUACAGAGACUACACCUGUACGGAAACCAAAUACACACACUUCCGGAUGGCGUGUUUGACAAAAACAAUCUGGAGGAGUUAAUUUUGCAUGCCAAUCGUUUAAGUCAAAUAUCACCAUCGACUUUCGACAACACCACCAUUGCAAGACUAAAAUCUCUCGACCUUAGCGACAAUCUGUUCUCUUGCUCUUGUGAACUAAGGUGGUUCCGUGACUGGAUGGUGACGCAGCCUUCGGUAUUUGCUAAGUCACAAGGCAAAUACGUGUGCUCUGAUAGACAGAACGUGACAGUCAUGUCAUUCUACUUACCUGAUCAGGCGUGUCUGAUGACUACUGAUGUCUACAAAUUCAUUAUAGCCAGCGUGGGAGUAAUCAGCUUUGUUCUCACGUUGUUAUCCUCGCUGUAUCGCUACCGCUGGCACAUUCGUCUUGUUCUGUACGAGACAUUUCGAGACAGGUCUGGUGAGAGAAGGAGACGUCUGCAGGAUCAGGUGUACAACUAUGACGUCUUUGUGUCGUACGCCGAGGAAGACUUGCGAUGGGUGCAGACGAGACUGAUGCCGGAAGUGGAGCAGCGACUGGGAUUGCGGCUGUGUGUGCAUCAACGUGACUUCCUUGCGGGCAAGAACAUCGUCGACAACAUCGUGGACAGCGUCAACGACAGCAAGAAGAUUCUGAUGGUGUUCUCCACUAACUUUGCUCGCAGUCACUGGUGUCAAUUCGAGUUGGCGUUCUGUCUCCGUCACGUUAUGGAAAAUGAAGAUAACCUGAUCAUCGUGUGUUUGGAGGACAUUUUGUCACGUGAUCUGACGAGCGUGAUGAUGGCGGUACUGAAGACUAACACGUACAUUCAGUGGCGAGACCAUCCAGAUGCUGCAGCCUCGUUCUGGGGACGUCUUGAGAUUGCCCUGCAGGAACUUCUCCCUCAACCUGUUAGAUUGCCAGACAUCUCAAUCAUUAUCGGCUAUCGCCAUUAUGUUGGGAUUGUGCAGUGGAUGGUCAAGACAAGAGGCAAAGUCGACACUAAAAGACAGAUGAUAUCUCUGCCUUUGUACUUUGUAAAGUCUUGCAACAUGUUGUCCUCACUGAUUCCAACCUUGGUGGUAAUCCUACACUGUGGUGCAUUACAUGUGAAGCAGGACCUGGACUUGGAGCAAACACUCUUCACGCUCUCCAGAAAUGUCUCUGUUCCCACGUUCGACGAUUCUGUCUUCUGUUUUGAGGAUAAAUGCAAGUGCAGUGGUGACAAGGCCGACUGUUCACAGAAUUAUGGAGCGCUGACAUUUGUUCCUAAGCUCCCGAAAUAUAUACGAUUCUUAAAUUUUACUUACAACAACCUUACAACCAUUGACAAGCCAGACUUCUUCUAUAAUGUUACCUACAUUAACUUUCUUGACCUCGGGGAUAACGGACUGCGCUACAUCCACCCGCAUGCGUUUCGUCCUCUGAUUACGACAUUACAACAGUUAUUUCUAGACAACAAUGUCAACCUUGACUACCAGGCUCUACAGUCUGUUUUGUUUGUCAAGAUCCUACAGAGGCUGGACGUUAUGCACGCAUCACUGGGACCUCUUCCCACCGAUAUCUUCUACAGAUUCCCCUUACCUCGACUAAAGUAUAUGUACUGGCAUGAGAAUCAUCUGGGAAUCUUGAAUUUUACAGCUUUGAAGCCGUUGGUGAGUCUCGAAAGCAUCGGUCUUUCUUCUAAUUCUAUUUCGACCAUACAAUCCGAUUUCUUGUGUAGUCUUGAAAAGUUAGUUAUUCCUAAUAACGCCAUUGAACAGUUUCCUGUAACAUGUAGUCCUAAUGGGACUUCCUACUUCCCGAGGUUAACGAACUUGUUUCUCAAAGACAACCUUAUCCACACUCUCACGACACCGAUCUGCUUACCAAAACUGAAAAUGCUGCAGCUCAGUGGAAAUCGCUUUGACUCUUUGUACACUGAUAUGUUCAAUAGCCUAAAGUUUCCCAGUUUGGUAGAACUCUAUUUGAAGUCGAUGGCACAACGUAUACACGAAAUACAGAAAAAUGCUUUCAAUAAUACUUCACUACAAAGAAUAUCUUUGCUGUACAAUGGUAUAAAAUUCAGAGACGAAAGUAUUCAUGCUGACAGUUUCAUUGGUUGUCCCAAAAUCAGAAAUCUUCCACUGAAUGAUAAUGACUUUGGUGAUGUGGACGACAAACGAUUCCUGCAGCUGUUUGGACACUUGACGAAGCUGGUUGGCUUGUUCAUGGGUAAUUCUUUUGUCGAGCAAGUGACGCUCAACACGUUUUCUAAGUUUAGAAAUUUGCGGAGACUACACCUGUACGGAAACCAAAUACACACACUUCCGGAUGGCGUGUUUGACAAAAACAAUCUCGAGGAGUUAAUUUUGCGCUCCAACCGCUUAAGUCGAAUAUCACCAUCGGCUUUCGACAACAACAUCAUUGCAAGACUAAAAUCUCUCGACCUUAGCGACAAUCUGUUCUCUUGCUCUUGUGAACUAAGGUGGUUCCGUGACUGGAUGGUGGCGCAGCCUUCGGUGUUUGCUAACUCACAAGGCAAAUACGUGUGCUCUGAUAGACAGAACGUGACAGUCAUGUCAUUCUACUUACCUGAUCAGGCGUGUCUGAUGACUACUGAUGUUUACAAAUUCAUUAUAGCCAGCGUGGGAGUAAUCAGCUUUGCUUUCAUAUUGUUAUCCUCGCUGUAUCGCUACCGCUGGCACAUUCGUCUCGUUCUGUACGAGGCAUUUCGAGACAGGUCUGGCGAGAGAAGGAGACGUCUGCAGGAUCAGGUGUACAACUAUGACGUCUUUGUGUCGUACGCCGAGGAAGACUUGCGAUGGGUGCAGACGAGACUGAUGCCGGAAGUGGAGCAGCGACUGGGAUUGCGGCUGUGUGUGCAUCAACGUAAUUUUAUUCCAGGCAAGAACAUCGUCGACAACAUCGUGGACAGCGUCAACGACAGCAAGAAGAUUCUGAUGGUGUUCUCCACUAACUUUGCUCGCAGUCACUGGUGUCAAUUCGAGUUGGCGUUCUGUCUCCGUCACGUUAUGGAAAAUGAAGAUAACCUGAUCAUCGUGUGUUUGGAGGACAUUUUAUCACGUGAUCUGACGAGCGUGAUGAUGGCGGUACUGAAGACUAACACGUACAUCCAGUGGCAAAACCAUCCAGAUGCUGCAGCCUCGUUCUGGGGACGUCUUGAGAUUGCCCUGCAGGAACUUCUCUCUCAAACUGUUUAG
Pomacea canaliculata is the source of this 4692-nucleotide messenger RNA. RefSeq lists its product as uncharacterized. Gene Ontology annotation, cellular component: membrane. Bases 268 to 4692 code for a protein of 1474 amino acids. Gene Ontology annotation, molecular function: transmembrane signaling receptor activity; protein binding. The record is from RefSeq and is a predicted model, not a curated record. NCBI's taxonomy places the organism in Eukaryota, Metazoa, Mollusca, Gastropoda, Architaenioglossa, Ampullariidae. Gene Ontology annotation, biological process: immune response; toll-like receptor signaling pathway. The transcript has 3 exons.